This is a messenger RNA of Budorcas taxicolor (takin), 2682 nucleotides long. It is a transcript of the gene KIF18A, whose product is annotated as kinesin family member 18A. The transcript has 16 exons. Gene Ontology annotation, biological process: microtubule-based movement. The record is from RefSeq and is a predicted model, not a curated record. Lineage: Eukaryota; Metazoa; Chordata; Mammalia; Artiodactyla; Bovidae. Gene Ontology annotation, molecular function: microtubule binding; ATP binding; microtubule motor activity. The coding region runs from base 1 to 2682 and encodes 893 amino acids.
AUGUCUGUCACUGAGGAAGAUCUGUGUCAUCACAUGAGAGUAGUUGUCCGUGUGCGUCCUGAGAACACAAAAGAAAAGGCCUCUGGAUUUCAUAAAGUACUCCAUGUUGUGGAUAAGCAUAUUCUUGUUUUUGAUCCCAAACAAGAAGAAAUCAGCUUUUUCCAUGGAAAGAAAACUAUGAAUCGAGACAUUACAAAGAGACAAAAUAAGGAUCUUAAAUUUGUAUUUGAUGCUGUUUUUGACGAAACUUCAACUCAGUUGGAAGUUUUUGAACAUACUACUAAGCCAAUUCUUCGUAGUUUUUUGAAUGGAUAUAAUUGCACAGUACUUGCAUAUGGCGCCACGGGAGCUGGAAAGACCCACACAAUGCUAGGAUCACCUGCUGACCCUGGAGUGAUGUAUCUAACAAUGCUGGACCUUUACAAAUCCAUGGACGAGAUUAAAGAAGAAAAAGUAUGUAGUACCGCAGUUUCUUAUCUGGAGGUUUAUAAUGAACAGAUUCGUGACCUCUUAGUAAAUUCAGGGCCACUUGCUGUCCGGGAAGAUGCCCAAAAAGGGGUGGUUGUUCAGGGAUUGACUUUACAUCAGCCCAAAUCUUCAGAGGAAAUUUUGCAGUUAUUGGAUAAUGGUAACAGAAACAGGACACAACAUCCCACUGAUACAAAUGCUACAUCUUCUCGUUCUCAUGCUGUUUUCCAGAUUUAUUUGAGACAACAAGAUAAAACAGCAAGUAUCAAUCAAAAUGUCCGAAUUGCCAAGAUGACACUCAUUGACCUGGCAGGGUCUGAAAGAGCCAGUGCUACCAGCGCUAAAGGGACCCGGUUUAUAGAAGGCACAAAUAUCAAUCGAUCACUUUUAGCUCUUGGGAAUGUUAUCAAUGCCUUAGCAGAUACAAAGAAAAAGAAUCAGCAUAUUCCUUACAGAAAUAGUAAGCUCACUCGCUUGUUAAAGGAUUCUCUCGGAGGAAACUGUCAAACUAUAAUGAUUGCUGCUGUUAGUCCUUCCUCUGUGUUCUACGAUGACACAUACAACACUCUUAAGUAUGCUAACCGCGCAAAGGACAUUAAAUCUUCUUUGAAGAGCAAUGUUCUUAACCUUGACAAUCAUAUAACUCAGUAUGUAAAAAUCUGUAAUGAACAGAAGAAAGAGAUUUUAAUGUUAAAAGAAAAACUAAAGGCCUAUGAAGAACAGAAAGCCUUUACUGAUGAAAGUAGCAAAUUAAUGAUUUCAAACCCUCAGAAAAAAGAAAUUGAAAGAUUUCAAGAAAUUCUGAACUGCUUGUUCCAGAAUCGAGAAGAAAUCAGGCAAGAAUAUCUGAAGUUAGAAAUGUUGCUUAAAGAAAAUGAACUUAAAUCAUUCUAUCAACAACAGUGUCAUAAACAAAUAGAAAUGAUGUGUUCUGAAGACAAAGUAGAAAAGGCCACUUGCAAAAGAGAUCACAGACUUGCAAUGUUGAAAACUCGCCGCUGCUAUCUAGAGAAGAAAAGGGAGGAAGAAUUGAAGCAGUUUGAUGAGAAUACUAAUUGGCUCCAUCGUGUCCAGACUGAAAUGGGACUCUUAGGUCAAAAUGGUAGUAUUCCAAAGGAGCUCAGUAAAGAACUUCAUUGCCACCAUCUGCACCUCCAGAACAAAGAUUUGAAAGCACAAAUUAAACAUAUGAUGGAUCUAGCUUCUCUUCAAGAACAGCAACACAGACAGACAGAAGCAGUAUUAAAUGCAUUACUUCCGGCCCUAAGAAAGCAAUACUGUGCUUUAAAAGAAUCUGGCCUGUUAAAUGCUACUAUUGAGGCUGACAUCAAAGAAAUUGAACAUUUGGUCGAGAGGAAAAAAGUGGUGGUUUGGGCUGAUCAAACUAGUGAACCUGCAAAGCAAAAUAAUCUACCAGAAGUUUCUAUUCUUAUGACCUUCCCACAACUUGGACCAGUUCAUUCUUCUCCUUGUUGCACAUCUCCAGGUGAAUCUAAUCUGCUUAAAAUUCCUUCACAAAAAAGAACCCGAAGAAAAUUAAUGCCUUCUCCCUUGAACAUAAAACAUACCCAAACGUCUGUAGAGUCUGAAAAUAUGCAGCUUAAUGAUUCCCUCAGCAAAGACCUUCAGCCCAUUGUGUAUACUCCAGAAAAUUGUAGAAAAACUUAUCAAAAUCCAUCUACAGGGACCUUAUUAAAACCAUUACAUACUACCAGUUUUCAGACCAUCAGCUCAAAUAUAAACAGUGAUAAUUCUUUGAAAAUGUUGUAUGAAGUAGAUAUCCCUCUCAGCAUGAGAAAAGAACAUGGACAGGAGGAUUUAAAGUCUACAUUUCUUAUAUGUGAAGAUACCAGAAGCUUGGAAAGUGAACUACCUGAACAAGAAUCCCUACCAAACAAUAACAUUUUGCAAAGGCUUGCCCCUUCUUCAAUCUCAACCAAACAUCCUCUGCCUAUACCAAGCAUAGAACCAUCCUACAUGGCAAUGACUGCUGCUGCCAGAAGGAAACGGAAACUAGUAAGCUCUGCAUCAAAUACUUCAUUAACUGCUGAGUUAAAUUCUGGAUCUGCCAAGCGUGUUCAUCAAGAUAAUUCAAGUGAUAAGCACUUACAAGAAAACAGACCAACUAUGGACUAUAAAAGAAACAUCCAUAAAAUAAAGCCGAGCAUGGUUAGAAAGUUUGGAAGAAGUAUUUCAAAAGGAAAUCUAAGAUAA